Molecule: messenger RNA, 2380 nt
Organism: Sphaeramia orbicularis (orbiculate cardinalfish)
Lineage: Eukaryota; Metazoa; Chordata; Actinopteri; Kurtiformes; Apogonidae
Gene: sgcd
Product: sarcoglycan, delta (dystrophin-associated glycoprotein)
Exons: 8
Coding region: 191-1069 (292 amino acids)
Biological process (GO): cardiac muscle tissue development; heart contraction
Cellular component (GO): sarcoglycan complex; sarcolemma
Source: RefSeq, a predicted model, not a curated record
GUGACUGCCUGGAUUUGAGUUGGUCAGUGAAGGCCUCAUUGCAGCUUCUGAGCAGAGUCUCAAUCUAAGUAGUAUCUGUUUGACAUACUUCGACUCAGAACAGAGGGAAACAGAGGAAUAAACAGAGCGAGAAAGGGCAAAAAAAACAAAAAAAAACAGGAGUAGGAAGGAAGAAAAAGAAGGGGACAAGAUGACCCAAGAACAGUGCACUCAUAGGAACAAUGUCCAGAGUUCAGAGAAACCCCAAGUGUACAAAGUGGGAAUAUACGGCUGGAGGAAACGCUGCCUUUACUUCUUCGUCCUGCUGUUGAUGAUCCUGAUCCUGAUCAACUUGGCACUAACGAUCUGGAUCCUCAAAGUCAUGAACUUCACAAUAGAUGGCAUGGGCAACCUCAGAAUAACAGAGAAAGGCCUGAAACUGGAGGGGGACUCAGAGUUCCUGCAGCCUCUCUAUGCCAAAGAAAUCCAGUCCAAACCAGGUCGCCCGCUGUUCCUGCAGUCGUCCAGAAAUGUGUCGGUCAAUAUUGUCAACAGCAACAACCAGUUGCUCACACAACUCGUAACAGGAUCCAGUGGAUUUAAAGCGCGAGGCAAGAUGUUUGAAGUCAAAUCCACCUCUGGGAGGCUCCUCUUCUCCGCCGACGAGCAGGAGGUGGUUGUGGGCGCCGAGAGGCUCCGAGUGAUGGGGGCCGAAGGAGCCGUGUUCAGUAAAUCAGUGGAGACGCCGCACGUCAGGGCCGAGCCGUUCAAAGAGCUACGGCUGGAGUCUCCCACUCGCUCUUUGCUGAUGGAGGCUCCUAAAGGGAUCCAGAUCCUGGCCGAGGCCGGAGACAUCCAGGCCAUCUGCAGGAACGAGCUGCGACUGGAGUCCAAAGACGGAGAGAUCUCUCUGGACGCUCGCCGGAUCCGCCUCAUGCGUCUGCCGGAGGGAAAGGCCUCCACCAGCUCCUCAUCCUCGGGUACCAGACAAACCGUGUACGAGGUUUGUGUUUGCCCCAACGGGAGGCUUUUCCUGUCCCAGGCCGGCACCGGAUCCACCUGCCAGAUCAGCAACAAUGUCUGCCUCUAGGACCGCAACGUAUAAUUAUAAAUAAACCCACACCGAAAGACAGACGGCAGGCGAAAAACCCACCGCCCGCCUCUAGGACUGAUUUACAGCAAAAACACGAGAUCAUACAGAAGGACUGCCAGAGCUGAUGGAGACAUCUAAACAAUCAUAGAUACUGUACCUAUACAGACACACCGAUGUAUACACUUUACUAUCACAAAACACUCAAAUUGACAUGUUUUUAAGGCCACUACGAUCAAUUUUUGACUGAAGCUGCCAACAGCCAAUAUUUUGUGCCAAUAUUUAAAAUUAAAUCCCAUAAUUUUCUACGUUUCAGAGCGGAAAAGCCUCUGAAAAUAGCAUUUAAAGCAUCACAGGAAACUAGAAAUCACACACAUCUCUUUAGCAUCUCAGUAACAGAAAGUCAAAUUAAGUUUUCAAGUCGAAUAAGGACAAAAAUAAGAUGUAUUUCAGGUUGGAAGGACUUUUUAAAUGCAGGAACUGUCGUCAUCAUAAAUGUACGGACUAAUAUUUAAUAAGAGCCCAGGGUGGUUAAUCAUAUAUCCCACACACCCACACACACACACACACACACACACACACACACACACAUAUAUAUAUAUAUAUAUAUAUAGGGGAUGCCUCCACAUACAUGCAGACACACACUACACAAAUGAACAAUGGACACACUCUUUUGCUCAUAAAAACCGAAUCUCCUGGUUGAAACCAGAGGAGAGGAAAGUCUCCAGAUUCACUAUAAGAGACACUGAUCUGUUCCCCUUCUCCCUUCAGAACAAUUUAGUACGAGAAUCACUAGGGUGAUCGCCCACGUCGACAGGCCCCGCCCUCUUUCUUCCGCCCUUUUUCAUUUCCCUCUUUUACUUUCUCUUGUUUGUGUGCUGAUAUUUAAAGGACUUGUUUUGGUUUUUAUUCAAUGGUAUAAGCUGAAGAAGGCGCAUUAAAAGCACCUCAUGACAACUGACCGCUCGCUAAAUCCACUUCCUAAAUUAAAACACAUUUCAGUUUUCUGUUCCUCAGCCUCUUAUACUUCAUAUUCACUUUUGAACCAAUGAGUUGAAGCGUUUUGUUGAUCUGGAACUGUUGAUUUCCAGGCUGGAUAUUGAAGUAAAAUCCAAGAAAGAUCUGCUAAAUAUCACUGAUUGCCACUUAGAGGAUAUUACGCAUCAAUAUUGAACAUAAGUUAUAUCCCAGGUACGAAUCAACCCAUGUUGAAAAUAUUAGAUAUGUUUUGGUUAAAAUAUACUGAAACAUGUGGUGCCCGGCACAACAAGCCCCACCCCUCGCAUGUAUUGUAGCUUAUUUUGGCAUCAA